GUUUGACGUCACCGAAAGCGCCAGCGUGAGCGGCGAGAGGCGUCGCGCUGUGACGUGCGUUGGCCAUGGAGGCGCUGGGUGGGGUCUCCAAGCAAGGCAUCCGUGAAAGAAUUUGGGACUAUAUGGAAUCACAUGAUUUAGCUGACUUUCCCAGACCUGUUCAUCACAGGAUUCCCAACUUUAAGGGUGCUUCUCGGGCUUCGGAGCAUUUCCCACACCUGCAUGCUUUCAGUGUGGCAAGAACCAUUAAAGUCAACCCUGAUGCUCCUCAGAGGAAUGCCCGCUUCCUCGUGCUGGAGAACAAAAAGACGCUGCUGGUCCCAACACCACGACUGAGGACAGGGCUGUUUAAUAAGAUCAUACCACCUCCUGGAGCCACUAAAGACAUACUAAGGAAAUGUGCCACCUCCCAGGGUGUGCGGAACUUCAGUGUCCCUGUGGGCUUGGACUCCGGUGUCCUCGUGGAUUUAAUUGUGGUGGGAUCUGUCGCUGUGUCUGAGCAAGGCUGGCGAAUUGGGAAGGGAGAAGGCUAUGCUGAUCUUGAAUAUGCCAUGAUGGUGUCGAUGGGAGCUGUUCAUAAGGGGACACCAGUUGUCACCAUUGUCCAUGACUGCCAGGUUGUUGACAUCCCUGAGGCUCUUCUGGAGGACCACGAUCUCACCGUUGACUACAUCAUCACUCCCACCAGGGUCAUUGCUACAGGCUGUGCAUACCCAAAGCCAACAGGGAUCAUCUGGUCCAAGGUCAGUUGUGAGAUGCUUACAAAAAUCCCAGUACUCAGGAGCCUUCGUGAGCGAGAGAAGCGGGCCGGGAAGGAUGUCACUCUUCAAGCUGAGCCUGGCAGCCAGCACCUAGCUGGGAGACCCUGAGAUGUACCACAGUUACAAGCAGCUUCCGUGGGAGAGUCCCAUAGCCCCCUGCAGAGCGUGGACACCCACCUAGCUGCCACUGUGUGCGUGGGAAACCUGCCCUACAGUGCUCGUGUAAGUGAGCUGAAGAGAGCCCUCCAGGAGCUGAGGGUGGUGCCCCUUAGGCUUAUCUGGCAGUCCCAGCGCAGGGCCCUUCUACACUAUGUAGACUCAGCUGCUGCCCGGCAGGCUGCCUCUCUCCUUCAGGGCCUACACCUGGGUGCCAAUACCUUGAGGGUGGCUGGGGCAGCCGAGGGAUACGUGACCUGGUGAGCAGCUCCCACCAGAAGAACCAUGCCCUCUCUGUUGUUGGGAUGCCUCUGGCAUGUGACGAUUUGCCAUUGUUGGUGGCUUGCUGCUAUGUGAGGCAUAUGCUCUGUUCUUCCUGGGAAGAGGGUAAACUUCCCUAAUCUUCCCUAAUGCAUGACUCUCAGGAUACUGUGAGCUCUGACUCGUUCUGAUCCAUUCCAGUUCUGGUUCCGGUUGUGAAGUCCAUGUGAUGCUCUCUGGGUGCAGACGGUUUAAGGACCGAGCAGCAGGGACAAAAGGUAGAGAAUGGAAAGUAAACACAGGCUGGCAGAGAAGAGGCCAGGGCAGGGAAUGAGGGCAGGCAGCAGAGCCAGAAGGCUGUCCUUGAAAUCAUUGCAGACCCCCAGUCCUACAGAACAGAAGUGGGAAUGAGAUUCUGCAUCCAGAGACAGAAACCCCACAUUGUGCACAUGUGUGAUCAUGUCUACCCAGGCUGCACAGGUAUACGUCAUUGAGCUUAGGGCCUCACUGCCCCUCAGUGAGGAUGAGAGGGGUUGGCAGCUGCCUCCGCUUUCCCAGACACAGCACUUGUGCCAUUGAUCCUUGGCAAAAAGUCAAAAUAAGCACUUAGAUGGAGAGUUUGUUUUAUUCAAAUGUGCAUGCCUGAGAAGUUUCUUGUUUUUGCCAAUGGGUCUUCCACCGUGUCCAUUAACAUAGUCCUUUGCCCUAAAAGGGCAGGCCUUGUUCACAUAUUAAGGAAAAAAAAUCUUGUGACCCAUGUCUCCUUGCCUUAGAAAGCUGUGCUAGCUCAGUAACCACCCCUUCCAAGUUGUCACAGGUACUAUGGGAAGCAGGCCUCAAGCUGCACUGGCCUCUGGCCUUGCACCUGCUAGCCUGGCCUUCCCUCCCACUCCUCCCCAGCACAGCCACUGGCCAUGCCAUCCUCUCCCUGCUCUGCUUUCCCCAGGGUCCUCACCUCUCUUGUGUCCCUUCUUACUCUUGAUGCUCCCUGUGGGACAGCAGCUACAGGUUAGCAGGAUGGAGCUAUCUUUUCCCUCUUGCUGCAAACCAGAAGGACAGGAGCAACCAGGAAAUGCCGCGUUAGGGUAACUGUCCAUCAGAGCUGGAAAGCGGAGAGAUGACCCUUACCCAAAUAUCAGCCAAGCCUGAAUCCAGUCAAAUGAUCACUCAGCUCAUCCAGAUGGUGUGGGCCUCUUGUCACUCGUGGCCAGAAUACACCGGAUGUGUUGACACACAGUCUGAGCCACUUGUGUAUUUGUGUGAAGCGACCUCAGCACUGAAGCUCAGGUGCCCUCAGUCUCAUCUGUAGAUGCUGCAGAGUGUACCCUGUCUCAGGAUGCCCUCGAGGUCUAGUUCCCCAGGUAACUGAUGAGCCACAGGUGACAAAGUUACUGCAUUCUUUGUAGCUGUGAUUGUGUAGCACACAAUAAAAAACAGACAAAACA
Messenger RNA from Mesocricetus auratus (golden hamster), 2623 nucleotides. It is a transcript of the gene Mthfsd, whose product is annotated as methenyltetrahydrofolate synthetase domain containing. Gene Ontology annotation, cellular component: cytoplasm. Gene Ontology annotation, molecular function: RNA binding. The record is from RefSeq and is a predicted model, not a curated record. Lineage: Eukaryota; Metazoa; Chordata; Mammalia; Rodentia; Cricetidae.